AAGAGUUUUGUCGAGUUAGUCAGAGUUCCCCGAGACUAUGUUGAACCAGAAACAAAAAGGUCGCGGCCGUGGAUAUCAAGCGUGAGAAAUUUCCAAUUGCGGUCAAUUGCGGUUGUGCAAGUGUUGCGAAUUGGGACGCCUUCGACGUCGUUGUUACGGCUGCUGUUAGUCCACUGUUAACUGCAGCUGCACCUCGCCAGCGAUGCCGCGGCCACUUGUCUGCCUAUUCCUUUGUCUCUUAUCGCCCGUAGAUCUUCAGGAGGCAGUGGAAGGAGAAUGUUGUAAAGAGGAGGGAGACAAUCCGAGCACGGAUGUGGAAUUGCAAGAUGUAGACUUGCAGGAAGCUUGCCCUGAGCUAAGCGGGCAGAUCAUCGGCGGCAGACCCAGCUCUGUAACGAGGCACCCCUAUCAGGUGUCCAUGGUGAUGAAUGGUAACUCCUUCUGUGGAGGUUUCAUCAUCAGUCCAGAUUACGUGCUGACAGCGGCCCACUGCGUUCAAAAUACCGCGGCGGGCGCGAUCCGGCUGCGCGUGGGCAGCACGCGGCGGGACUCGGGCGGGCGCAUCGUGAACGUGGCCAACGUGACCGUGCACGCGCAGUACGGCAGACCGCGCUUCGACAACGACAUAGCCGCGUUGCGUCUGGCGCGUCCGCUCGUCUUCAGCAACGCAGUGCGCGCCAUCCGCCUCCCGCAGCCGCGCCAGCCCGUGCCCCUCGUCCGCCUCACCGUCACCGGAUGGGGGCUUACUGCUCCGCGCGGACGACGCAUCCCGCGGACAAUGAUGGAGGCGCGGGUGCCCGUGGUGCCGCACUGGCUGUGCCGCCUCUCGUACGGCGACGCGCUCACCGACAACAUGUUCUGCGGCGGACACUUCCUCAUAGGCGGCGUCUCCUCUUGCCAGGGUGACUCCGGCGGACCGGCGGUGUUCCGCGGCACGGCGUACGGCGUGGUGUCGUUCGCGCGAGGCUGCGCGCUGCCGCUCUCGCCCACCGUCUUCACCAAUCUCGCCGCGCUCAGGGAUUGGGUCUCGCAGAACACAGGAGUCUGACGCUGGACCAAAUUCAACUAUAUCUC
Messenger RNA from Papilio machaon (common yellow swallowtail), 1074 nucleotides. RefSeq names its product trypsin-like. The transcript is spliced from 5 exons. NCBI's taxonomy places the organism in Eukaryota, Metazoa, Arthropoda, Insecta, Lepidoptera, Papilionidae. The coding region runs from base 203 to 1048 and encodes 281 amino acids. The record is from RefSeq and is a predicted model, not a curated record. Gene Ontology annotation, biological process: proteolysis. Gene Ontology annotation, molecular function: serine-type endopeptidase activity.